This is a messenger RNA of Morus notabilis, 879 nucleotides long. RefSeq names its product transcription repressor MYB6. The transcript has 3 exons. Lineage: Eukaryota; Viridiplantae; Streptophyta; Magnoliopsida; Rosales; Moraceae. The coding region runs from base 1 to 879 and encodes 292 amino acids. The record is from RefSeq and is a predicted model, not a curated record.
AUGGGAAGGCGACCUUACUGCUCCAAAGUGGGACUUAACAAAGGAAUAUGGACGAAGCUAGAAGAUAAAAUUCUUACAGAUUACAUAACAGUCCACGGUGAAGGAAACUGGAACAAUCUUCCCAAGUUGGCUGGUCUAAAACGUUGUGGAAAGAGUUGCAGGCUUCGCUGGAUGAAUUAUCUCAGACCAGACAUAAAGAGGGGAAAUAUAUCUCCAGAUGAAGAGGAUCUCAUUAUCAGAAUGCAUAAGCUAGUUGGAAACAGAUGGUCACUAAUUGCAAGAAGACUUCCAGAGCGAACAGACAAUGAAAUAAAGAAUUAUUGGAACACAAAUUUGAGGAAAAAAUUGGAACCUCCACGUACUUCCAAGGUUACCAAGAGUAAGCGCAAAUUCACCAAAGAGAAACGCCCAAAACAAGCUUUGGGGCCUAAAAAUAGUGUAGAGUCAUCACCGCCGGCGCCGCCUGUGAAACCAAUCCGUACCAAAGCCUUUAGAGUCGUCACAAGAAAAACACAAACGCUAAUAAGGCCUACAGAAAUCAAAAUCCCUAGUGGUGUUGAUGAAGAGGGUGAAAAGUCUAAUGGAGAAAUAAUGGUUAAUUGUCAUUUGAUCGGAGAUGGAGAGCCUGCCCAAGAAGUUGCGAAUUUGAUGAUUGAAUAUUCUUGCGCAGGCCCUCAAAUGAAUGACACUACCAUUGGACCUUCAAGUGAUCACGCAUCUUCUUCACCAAUGUGGGAUGAACAAGGACUUGGGGAAUGGUUCAAUUCUAGCAGCUCUAAUUGUAAUGGCUUCAUCACUAGCAGCUUUGAGGAAGAUUUGAAUUUGAUGGAUUUUCUAUCAGUAGCGAAUUUUUUAGAUUUUGAUGAAGAAUUAUCAUGA